AUGGCUUCCGACGAGAUAAUAUGGAACAUCAUCAACCAGCAGUUCUGCUCCUUCAAGCUCUCGACAACGAAAAACCAGAACUUCUGUCGGAAUGAGUACAACAUAACGGGCUUUUGCAACAGGCAAUCAUGCCCUCUAGCCAACUCGCGUUAUGCCACGGUCCGGUCGCACCCGACCAAGGACACGCUCUACCUCUAUAUCAAGACUAUUGAGAGGGCUCAUAUGCCGAGUAAAUUAUGGGAGCGUAUCAAACUCUCAAACAACUACGCCAAGGCUCUUGAGCAGAUCGACGAGAAGUUGCAGUUCUUUCCAAAGUUUCAGAAGCACAAGGCCAAGCAGCGUCUUACCCGACUCACACAAGUGCAGAUCCGAAUGCGGAGGAUAGCAGCCGAAGAUGAGCGGCUCGGCGAGAAGCUUGUUCCCAAGCUAGCGCCCAAGGUUAGACACCGAGAGGCUGCUCGUGAGCGCAAGGCCGAGAGGGCAGCCAAGCUCGAGCGGACGAUCGAGCGCGAGCUCAUCGAGCGUUUGCGCCAGGGUGCAUAUGGCGACCAGCCACUCAAUGUCAGCGAGGCCAUCUGGGGCAAGGUUCUCAAGGCCAUGGAGCGUGACGGCGAUGGAGUUCGCGACAAGGACAGGGAUAAGGGAAUCGAGGUGGAUGAAGACGGUAAUCCAAUCGAUGAAGAGGAAUAUGAUUCGGAGGAGGAAGAGGAGGAGGAAGAGUUGGAUGGUAACAUCGAGUAUGUCAGCGACAUUGAAGAGAGCGAGGAUGAGCUGGGUGAUAUCGAGGACUGGCUCGGCAGUGACGACGGCUCUGAGGAAGAGGACGACGACGACGAUGAGGUCAGCGACGACGAGGAGACCACCAAGUCGAAGAGCAAAUCCGGAGACAAGCGCAAACGUGGACGGGUUGUGCGCAUGGCCAAGAGAAAGAAGGUCCAGCUCGAGAAGGAGACGGAGGGACAAAGCAAAGAGAAGUUGCUCGCUUUCUAG
This is a messenger RNA of Pyricularia pennisetigena, 990 nucleotides long. RefSeq lists its product as uncharacterized. The record is from RefSeq and is a predicted model, not a curated record. Lineage: Eukaryota; Fungi; Ascomycota; Sordariomycetes; Magnaporthales; Pyriculariaceae. The coding region runs from base 1 to 990 and encodes 329 amino acids. The transcript is spliced from 3 exons. Gene Ontology annotation, cellular component: nucleolus; preribosome, large subunit precursor. Gene Ontology annotation, biological process: maturation of LSU-rRNA; maturation of 5.8S rRNA.